This is a messenger RNA of Monomorium pharaonis (pharaoh ant), 1637 nucleotides long. RefSeq lists its product as uncharacterized. The record is from RefSeq and is a predicted model, not a curated record. The transcript has a single exon. Lineage: Eukaryota; Metazoa; Arthropoda; Insecta; Hymenoptera; Formicidae. The coding region runs from base 1 to 441 and encodes 146 amino acids.
AUGACUGGCAGGUUGUCACACGUUGGCAUGCUCCCGACGUUGGCCUGCCAGCCCGGUGGCUUGCCAGCGAUAGCACCACCACCGGGUCAUCAUCAUCCGGAGCAGCAUUCGCAGUUGGGUCACGUGGCCGCCGCCGCCGCCGCCGCCGCUGCCGCCGCCUCGAUGGGCAUGGAGUCCUCGGAAUUAAUGGCGGUGGCUCAUUAUCAAGCGCAGCAAUUGCAACGACAGUUGUUGGCCGAGCAGUCGGGUCCGGGCACUGCAAUGCUGCCGCCUACGUCUGCUCAACCUACUGGUGGAGGUUUGAUGCAGCCGCAGGGGCUCCAAGGGCAACAGCAACCAGGCCAACUCCAGCCAGGCCAGGACCCGCUACAGAGCUUGGUGCAGCAACUGCUCUGUCUACAGCAGAUAGAGUAUUUCCUCGCGCAGCGCGGUCACAAAUGAUUAUAUUUUAACAGAACGUAAUUAACGGUCAUUUUGCGCGGAAAAAUGAGAGGAUCGGACCAAAAAACGACGUUUAGAACUCUUGAUGUGAGCAGGAAACGUGGUUUGUGCUGGCGCAAAAGUGCUCCGAUUCACCGAUAGGUAAAUUUUACGCCAGAUUGUACGACCCGCUGAUGUCGUUGUUGGUGCUGCGAUACUGUCGAGGAUGAAAACGAGGACGGAUAAUACGCGGCGGUAUCUGCUCGAGUUUUUAUGGUUUUUCUAAUUCUCGAACGGAGGGGAGGUGACGCGCGGUGUUUCCGAAUCCGGCACGACACAGGAAGAUUGCUAAGAAACUGGAUGACGAGGUCUACAAAUAGGAGAAAGUGAGAAUGGCGGUCGCAUCCGUUUAUUGUGUGGAUCGCUAUAUCGCUUCGAAGCACCGUGCGGACAGAUGACGAUCUCUAGGAUAGAGGAGAUCGAAUGUUUUAGUGUGUGAUACAAAAACUUUAUGUCAAAAAUUAUGUUAAAUAUAAAAGAUGGAACGAUGUAACUGGGCGGUUGAAGAAUAUUGCUUGCAGAUGAAGAAGAUGACAAAGCAAGCAAAAGGAAUAUUAACGCCACGUUACGCGUCAGAGACGAUUGUUCGCUCUGAUGCGAUCUGUGAAUGAAUCUCUAUCCGUCAACAGUAUUGAUAUAAUUAAUAGAGUAAAUGAAUAUAUAUAUAUAUAUAAAUAUAUAUAUAAAAUAUUGUAAGAACUAUAUCGUAAGUACGUAUUUGUGCAAACGUCGGUGUGCAAGUUAGGCAGAAUGCGUGUUGUGACAGUAAAUUCGGGGUAUAUGGAAGAGAAAACGAGAGAGAAAGAGACCUAUGAAUGCAAGAGGGUAUGAAUGAGUAAAACGGAGACAGAGAAAAAGUGAAGAGGAAAAAGUGAUAGAGUCAACUUCGACUUGAAGAUUUUUAAGCGCGGGGACCGAACACUAUUGCGCAGCCUCGUUGAUUGUCCCGAAGACUCCUUAUAGAAUUUUAUCCUUUAUUACUACUAUAUAUAAUAAUAAUUAUUUGAUGAACCACGGGAAGAAUAUUUUGCACACUAAAUAUAAGAGAGACUUCGUUCCAAAGGUUCAAACCACGGUUGGAAUAUAAGAAUAAAGCUUUCUUUUAAAAUUGAGACGAGAUGCGGAAUCGAUCCCCACGGUGCAGGAAAGAAAAAAAA